CGUGGCCUGCAGUUUAUUUCUUUUGUGUAAUAUAUUAUUCAAAUUAGUGAUUUUAGAAAUGAAUAAAACAAGGAAGUAUAAAAAACCGCUGACUUUGAACGAUAUUAUAGUAGAAUUGGAGCAAAACGAUGAGGAGGAAGUUCCUGAUUCCAUCAUCAUCAUGCCACCUGAAAAUUGCAAUGCUGAAGUUACUGACGAAGAUUCUGGCGAUGAAGACGUAGUUUUACUUCAAAAUCUUCCCGGGUGGCAACUCCGAGCACCUGCUGAAAUUCAGCGUGAGGACUCCUCCGAUUAUAGUGAUAAUGACGAUUUGCCUUUAUCAGAACAUCGGGCUGUACAGAACUAG
Molecule: messenger RNA, 346 nt
Organism: Pectinophora gossypiella (pink bollworm)
Lineage: Eukaryota; Metazoa; Arthropoda; Insecta; Lepidoptera; Gelechiidae
Product: piggyBac transposable element-derived protein 3-like
Exons: 3
Coding region: 59-346 (95 amino acids)
Source: RefSeq, a predicted model, not a curated record